CUCCACUUUUAUCCUUUCAAUUUUAGUAUACAUUAUUUUAAAUUUGCAUCUCAAUUGGCACUUUGCUAGAAUAAAUUAUGGCAGAGUUUUUGGACCAGAAGAAGAUUCAGCAGCUUAUCCGCUCUCACGUACCCGGAAUUGACAGUAUUAUUGUCGAAUAUGUUCAGGGAUGCCUCAAUGACGCAGCAUCGACUAUAGCGACAUCGGAUGCUAGUACUACGGACGAGAAUCCCAUUGACGAACUUAUUCGGCCGAUGCUUGAGGACGCUAGUGGCGGUGCCGACGACGUGGAUGAGCUGUGCGCGAAGUUGUCAGAGAUGCUCAGCGAGGUCGAACAGCAAGCCAACCCACAGAAGAGCUCGAAGCUCUCCAAGCUGGCGGCGCCUGUAAACAUGGUGGCCCAGCAGGCGCAGAUUAACAAGGCGACAAAGGCAUCCCAGGCAGGAAACACGGACCUGGCGCACGCCAAGGGCCGGUCCGUGGUCAGUCAGGUUGAUGUCAAGAAGCUGCGCAAGGCCGAAGCGCGCAUUGCGGCCAAGAUGGAGAAGCGUGGUGUCAAGUCACGCUACGAGGCAUCCAAGCUUAUCAACGAGAACCUGCUGGACGACGAUGAUCUGCUCAUGAGGGUUAACCCAAUUCUGGAUUACACGUCGACGCGCGAUAAGAUCAAGGAUGUCAAGAUCGACGGAUUUGACAUUUCGUACGCGGGAAAGCGCAUUCUCACCAACUCCAACCUUCAUCUGGUCUUUGGCCGCCGCUACGGUCUCAUCGGUCGCAACGGUAUCGGAAAGUCGACGCUCUUGCGAAACAUUGCUUAUCGCGAGCUGGCUGUGCCGACUUAUAUCAGCAUCCUGUUUGUCGAGCAAGAGAUGGCCGGUGACGAAACGCCGGCCAUUCGCUCGGUUCUCAAGGCCGAUCUGUUCCGUGAGCAGAUGCUGCGCGACGAGGCCGGAAUCAACGAGGAGAUCAAGCGUCUUGAGGGCCCGGCGCCCCUUGACGAGCGUGGAGAGGUCAUGUCGAAGCACGAGAUUGACGCAAAGAAGAAUGAGAUGGGAGAUCGCCUGAACAGCAUCAUGACCAAGUUACUGGACAUUGAGUCCGAUAAGGCCGAGUCGAAGGCUGGCGAGAUUCUCAGCGGUCUCGGCUUUGGCGCCGGAGACUUCCAGCGGCCGACAAAGAGCUUCUCCGGAGGUUGGCGCAUGCGUCUGUCCCUGGCUCGUGCCCUAUUCUGCCGCCCCGAUCUUCUGCUCCUUGAUGAGCCUACGAACAUGUUGGAUAUUCCGGCCGUUGUAUGGCUCGAGCGGUAUCUCAAGACCUGGCACGGUACCCUGCUGGUUGUUUCCCACGAUCGAGAGUUCUUGGACGAGGUGGCGACGGACAUUGUGCACCAGCACUCUGAGCAGAUAGACCAGUACCGCGGUAACUUCAAGUCUUUCUGGUCCACACGCGAGGAGCGGCGCAAGAACCAGAUGCGCGAGUACGAGACACAGAUGCAUUACCGUGCGCAUCUGCAAGAGUACAUUGACCGCUGGAGAUACAACUCGAACCGUGCGGCGCAGGCUCAGAUGAAGAUCAAGAUCCUCGAGAAACUGCCCGAGCUGGAGAAGCCCGAGGACGACAAGGUGGUGACGUUCACGUUUCCCAAUCCAGACAACAUCUCGCCGCCGGUGCUGUUUAUGGACGAGGUCUCGUUCAGCUACUCGGCCGAGCGCAAGAUCCUGGAUCACGUCAACAUUGAUAUGCAGAUGGACGCGCGCGUCGCCAUUGUUGGUCCCAACGGAGCGGGUAAGACCACGCUGCUGAAGCUGCUCAUCGGCAGGCUCGAUCCCACGGGCGGUAUUGUCCACCGCCACGGUCGUCUGCGCAUUGCCUACUUCUCACAGCAUCACGUCGACCAGCUGGACCUCAAGCUGACAGCCGUCGGCCACCUGAAGAAGAUGUACCCGGGCAACAAUGACGAGGAGUACCGCCGCCACUUGGGUGCCUUUGGUAUCUCGGGAAUGACCGCGCUGCAGGAGAUCAGCACGCUUUCGGGAGGACAGAAGAGCAGAGUCACUUUUGCUGGUCUCGCCGUGCAGCAGCCGCACUUUUUGGUUCUUGAUGAGCCGACUAAUCAUUUGGAUAUGGAAUCGAUGGACGCGCUGACAAAUGCGCUCAAGCAGUUCAAUGGCGGUGUGGUUCUGGUCUCUCAUGACGAGCGCUUCAUCGACUCGGUGUGCACGGAGAUGUGGGUAUGCGCCGAUUGCAAGGUCACAAAGUUCGCCGGCGAGGGAAUCAAGGACUACAAGAAGAUGAUCUGCCCACCAGAGGACCAGUAGAGACUUCAGCCAUAUACUUUUUGAAAGAGAAUAAUAGAACAGCGUGCGCACGUGGGAAAAUGAAACAGCAGUAGAAGCAACUGAUUACGAAAAAAAAUGUCUCAGCCCAAGCAAUUUUUUGGGUUUAGUUUGAUCAAGCUUUUUUCUUUUGCGUAUCAUUAAGCUUUUUUCGUACUUACCUUUUUCUAUUUCAUUGUCAAUUCAGAAUCAUAAUGCGCGCUUUCUGCUCAUUUGCACGCAGCGGUGCUAACGCCGUGUCCGCUGGCCACUUUGCGCUUACAUAUCGUAUUCUGCAGAAACAGACGGCUGCCGCCGGCUUGAGAUUCAAAAUGACCCACGCCAGCUCGCCGCUCGCAACAGCAGCCACCACGCGGGAAUUGCGUCUUUCUGGUGGUUGCGCAAAGUACAGUACCGAAACGCCGCCAAAGAGCGACGGG
This is a messenger RNA of Kickxella alabastrina, 2755 nucleotides long. Its product is annotated as P-loop containing nucleoside triphosphate hydrolase protein. The record is from RefSeq and is a predicted model, not a curated record. Gene Ontology annotation, molecular function: ATP binding; ATP hydrolysis activity. Bases 78 to 2318 code for a protein of 746 amino acids. NCBI's taxonomy places the organism in Eukaryota, Fungi, Kickxellomycota, Kickxellomycetes, Kickxellales, Kickxellaceae. The transcript has a single exon.